AUGUGGCUCCGCACAGCCAUGAACUACCAGUAUAAGUUUGGUGGAACAUUGCUUGCAGUACUCCAGAAGCUCUACAGGGAGGGUGGUAUUGCGAGAUUAUAUCAGGGUCUCUUUCCCUGGGCCAUCUUUCAGGCCCCGCUCUCUCGCUUUGGGGACGUCGCCGCAAACGACAUGGUGCUAGCGCUGAUGGGCGCCCUGCUUCCACAGGUGCCAGUUGGAGUGACGACCUUUCUGGGCUCUGUUUCCAGCGCUGCCUGGCGGGUCAUCAUUACGCCGGUGGACACCUGCAAGACCAUUUUGCAGACGGACGGAACCAAAGGUUGGAUAAUGCUGAAGGAGAAGGUUUCCAAAGGCGGUCCGCUGAUUUUAUGGUCUGGCUGGGAGGGUAACUACAUGGCCAACGUCAUCGGGAACUAUCCAUGGUUCGUAACCAUGAACCUGCUUCAAAAGCGUGUGCCAGUGCCAGCAGGGAACUUCAUGAAGCUAGUCAGGAGUGCUGUUAUUGGCGCAAUAGCAUCGUCCAUCAGUGAUGUGGUCGCAAAUUCGAUCCGCGUCAUCAAGACAAAGAAGCAGACGAGCGAGGAUGUCAAUUGUGGCUAUCUCUCUGCAGCCCAGCAGAUCAUUGCCUCGGACGGCAUCAGCGGCAUCUUCUUUCGGGGUCUGAGCACCCGAGUAUUUACAAACAUUUUGCAGAGCGCAUUUUUCACGGUGCUGUGGAAGUACCUAUCUUCCAGAUAG
Molecule: messenger RNA, 738 nt
Organism: Symbiodinium pilosum
Lineage: Eukaryota; Dinophyceae; Suessiales; Symbiodiniaceae
Source: the annotation of a GenBank genome assembly